AAUGCCAUCACCUCUGCUCUAAAUGUCAAGCAGCUCCAAAAAGUUGCUGAUAAACCUGAGACAAAAUUGCAUAGAUGAUCUCGUAGGAUAGCUCCUUCUCCGGCAGGCCCCGGCGAUCCUUUUGCCGCUCCAUCACAAUUUAGUACAUACCAACCUACCGUAGGUGGCUGCCAAUUAAUAUAGAUGUUACCAGCAAAACUAUGGCAAGAUGAGACGUCAAUCAACAAGAAAUCACAUGGUAAUAGAUAGUGAAUAUAGCAGCUUAGAGAGUUAGUAGAGUAAGCCGGAAUCUACUCCACAUAUUGAUCUUAACAAGAUAAUCCUGCCUCAAUUUAAAUUUGUACUUUUCCUGGUGUCUUUUUAUCUUCUUUUUUUGCUUCAUUCUUCUAGAGGAGGUUAUUACAAUCAUGAAAGGAUCUCCAAUACCACCUGACCCCAACUACAAAAGGAGUUUAUAUAUAUGUAAUCAACCGAAUCAAUAAAUUUGGAAAAGAAGUGUCAAAUUUAAGAAAAGGGCUGAAGGAUAUCAAAAUGAAGUUACUCAGCUGGAUGCAUCGGAAGUUACAAAAAGAUGCCACAUGUUCACUGCAGGCUUCGGUUGUUGGGAGCUCUUGCACUUGCUUUUUGCUAAAGCCAUCAGCCAACAAUCAAGGAGAUAACCUAACGCCAAGUAAAGACUCCAUGCAGAUGUGGCAACGAAGACAACAAUGUCAGAAUCACCUUAAGGAAUUCAGUGCUGAAAACACUGAAGAGUACAACGGAAACCCUUCCAUAGAGAUAUUCCCAGGCUUCCUAACAAUUGGAACUCUUAGUGUGGAGACAAUAUCAGAGGCCCCAACACCAACAUUUGAUUUUCCUCAUGAGGUAAUAAAUGAAAGUGGUAUGGCAGAAAUGAGAUAUGACUUGAAGCUUAUCAAUGAAGAGUUGGAGAAAUUUCUCAAGGUUGAAGCUGAAAAGGAAGGGAACACUGAAUCGUCAAGAAAAAACAGUAAUGCAAGUACUAUUACCCUAAGUGAAGAGGUACAGGAAGAUGUGAGUCAUCACAACUCUAUCAAAAAGCGAGUAUAUCCCCUGCAAGGAUAUCUUCUUCGGUCAUCCAACCAACUUCUGGAAACAAAGCCAAAGGCAAGGAAAGAAAAGGCAUACCUCAAGAAGAGUGCAAUAAUGGACAUAAGCUCUAUCAAAGAGGCUGACAGAACAAAGAAACAAGCCACACACAAAAUCAAGUCGUCUGAUCAUCUAAUUAACAAGUUGCUGCACCCAACUCAAUUUUCUCCUAAAUUCUCCAAUUGUUUGAGCGGCCAUGCAGCUGAAUCAUUUCUGACUCUGAGAAAACUGAACAAGAUCAACAAGUUUUUCCACAAAAAAGUUCAUCCUGAAAUCAACAAGGUUGCAUCUACUGCAAAAGAUCCCAAGGUCAGCAAGUACAAGAACAAGAUUCUAAACUCCAUUAAUACCAAUGUAGACUCAGAACUUGGCUGUGAAAGGAGUACGAUGAGCUGUUGGGGCACCCUCAAGAAAGGAAAAAAACACUGCUUCAAUACUGAUAUGAAACUACCCCAAGAUACAACCACCGAGAAAAUUUUGGAUCUUACACUAAAAGACACUAGUGGUGGUGCAGGCAAGGAGCAUUGGAUCAAAACCGAUGAAGAGUAUUUUGUAUUGGAGCUGCAGCAGAACGAGGGAGUUCAGAGUUAGAAGUUAUUCAUAUAAUUACAUCUAGUAUGCAUACAGUGAUUAGUAAAGCUAUGCAUGAUUGUACAUGAGCUCAAGCAGUAUACAACUAUGCGCAAGAAGCUCCUCUUCAAUCCAUAUAAAGCAUGUGCUAGUGAUCUUUGUAAUAAGCCUUAUUAUCCUUAUUUUCUAUUUCCAAUGAACAUAAAUGUAAUGUGCUUUGUAAUAAUCAA
Spinacia oleracea (spinach) is the source of this 1907-nucleotide messenger RNA. Its product is annotated as protein LAZY 1. The record is from RefSeq and is a predicted model, not a curated record. Lineage: Eukaryota; Viridiplantae; Streptophyta; Magnoliopsida; Caryophyllales; Amaranthaceae. The coding region runs from base 532 to 1698 and encodes 388 amino acids. The transcript has 6 exons. Gene Ontology annotation, biological process: regulation of auxin polar transport; gravitropism.